AUGACCAUACACUCGUCCCGACAGCAGCUUCGACUUAAUUGCACUCCCUCGGACUUGGGAGUCGGUGUUCGAGUACCACACCGCCAGCCUCGCUCCGGCCGGGCCGGGAUGGAGAAAGACAAGCCUCCCCGCCCGCGGAACGGCUUGGUGGGCAUGCUCUACGGGGAGUUCACGGACACGCUCGACGACAAGGUCCGGUACUCGGUGAGCCUGACGGAGGGCGCCCUGACCGUCCAGAGGAUCUCGUCGUCCCCCGGCAGGACGAAGGUGGUCUUUAACCUGGCGGACUGCGUCGGUUGCCGGGCGCAGCGAGCGCCGGACAGCGCGGACGCGGGCGCCUACUUCCGCGCCUAUUUCUACCCGUUCAAGCGGCGCUGGAUGAGCGCCGGCGUGGCCCGGCAGCGGGUGGAGCAGUGCUUCAGGGUGGCGCUGGUCCAGGACGCCGCGGCCAACCUGCGGGAGGCGGAGAGGUGGGCGCGCGCCAUCAGGGACGCCGCGGUGCUCCAGGCGCCUCGGAGAGAUGGUGUCACGCUUUGGGAGGUGCGACGGCCUUGCAGAGUCAUGAUCCUGGUGAACCCUCACAGUGGGCGUGGCCAGGCUCUGCAGCUCUUCACUGGGCACGUGCAGGGCAUGCUCAAUGAAGCCGAUGUCCCCUACUCGCUUGUCAUCACAGAGCACCAGAACCACGCACGAGAGCUGGUGAAGAAGGCCGACCUGUCACAGUGGGACGCCCUGGUUAUCAUGUCGGGAGACGGGCUGCUCUUUGAGGUGGUUAACGGUCUGAUGGAGCGUGAGGACUGGCAAGAGGCCAUCCAGACCCCUCUGGGGAUUCUGCCGGGUGGCUCCGGCAACGCCCUGGCUGCCUCCGUCCAUCACUACUCUCAGUCACCUCCCGCGUGGAACGAGGAGCUGCUCCUGAGCUGCAGCUUCCUGCUGUGCAAAGGUCAGGUGGGCUCCUUGGACUUGGUGUCGGUCCAGCUGGCCUCCAAGCAGCGCCUCUUCUCCUUCCUGUCGUUGGCCUGGGGCUUUGUGGCCGACGUGGACAUCGAGAGUGAGAAGUACCGGCACGUGGGCGCCGUCCGCUUCCUGAUGGGCACCCUGGUGCGCCUGGCAACGCUGCGCGUCUACCGGGGCAGGUUGGCGUACUUGCCCGUGAUGGAGAGACCGGACCUUCCCUCCAGACCGAAGCCUUACUCGCUGUGCUCCUCCCUCCCCUGCCGGCCGGACCCCGAUUACUCCCCCAGCAGAGCCAACCGAAACUGCGUCAGCAACUCCCCCGCCAAGAGACCCGAAAGCGACGGCAAAACCAGAGCACCGGCAGAUUCUUUACUCCCAGGACUGGACCAGCCGCUCCCAGACAGCUGGACCGUGGUCGAGGAGGAGGACUUUGUCUUGGUGCUGGCCAUCUAUCAGUCUCACCUGGCCGAGGACCUGUGGGCGGUCCCCGGCGCCCUGGCGGACGACGGAGUCAUCCACCUGUUCUACGUGACCGCGGGGAUCUCCCGGCCGGCCCUCCUGCGCCUCUUCCUGGCCAUGGAGAAGGGCGCCCACCUGGCCUGCGGCUGCCCCCACCUGGUCUACCAGAAGGUGCGGGCACUGCGGCUGGAGCCCGUCUCCCGGGAGGGCGUGAUCGCGGUGGACGGCGAGACGGUGCACUACGGGCCGGUCCAGGCUCAGAUCCACCCCGGUCUGGCAAGACUCAUCUCUGGAUGAGGAUUAUGUUAAUCAGCUUUCAGGUUUGGUCUUUUUUACUCACUCUGGAUCCUUUGUGGUUUUUAGACGUGCCAAAGACUUUCAAUCAGCCUCGCACAAUUCCUCUAUUUUUCUACACAAAGCAACUUCUCCUACUUUUUUAAGCCCCGCCCGUCUGGCAUCCCCUUUCUGAACCAGGGUCUAAACCGUGGAUUGUGGACUUGAUGCUGGCUGGUCCCAGCUCAGACGCUCCGGAGAUCCUGGUCAUCGCCACCGGAUACUCGUGUAAAUGUACUACGUAAAAAAAUAUGUUCAUUUACCGUGAAAAACUGAAGGCUCAGUUUGCCAGAAUUUUACCGUAGAAUUUACAAUGUUUUUGUUUUUUUUACACAGAAUUACUGUAAAAUUUAAAAUGGUACCAUUUAUAUUUUCACUGUUAAAUCCUGACGUUUUCUUUUUUUUACCGUAAAAUGAGCGGAUGUUGUUUUUAUUGUAAAAUUCUGACGACUAAGCGGCUAUUUUUUACUCUAAAAUUUACAGUACAUUGCGUUACUGUAAAUGGAAAAACAGUACUGCUCUUAUUUUAUGGUAAAAUUUUGGCGACUUGGCCAACAGUUUUUUAGCGUAAAAUUUACUUCUUUUUUUUUUACAGUGCAUUACUGUAAAUGGAAAAACGGUACUAAUGUUAUUCUUAUGGUAAGAUUUUGGCGACUAAGCUGCUAUUUUUUUUUACUGUAACAUUUACAAUACGGUGCAUUACUGUAAAUGGAAAAACAGUAUUGCUGUUAUUUUUAGAGUAAAAUUCUGGCGACUAAGCCAACAGUAUUUUAGCGUAAAAUUAAAUUGUUUUUAUUUUUACAGUACAUUACUGUAAAUGGAAAAACGGUAUUGCUGUUAUUUUUAUGGUAAAAUUUGGGCGACUGAGCUGCUAUUUUUUAAUGUAAAAUGUACAGUACAGUGCAUUACUGUAAAUGAAGAAACAAUACUACUGUUAUUUUUACGGUAAAAUUUUGGCCACUCUGCUGCUAUUUUUUUAAUGUAAAAUGUACAGUACGGUGCGUUACUGUAUAUGGAAAAACAGCACUGCUGUUAUUUUUACAGUAAAAUUCUGGCGACCGAGUGUAAAAUCUUUAUUUUUUUUAUUUUUACAAUGCAUUACUGUAAAACAAAAAACAGUACUGCUGUUAUUUUUACGGUAAAAUUUUGGCGAUUAACCUGCUAUUUUUUUUUUCACUGUAAAAUUUAUAGUAUGGUGCGUUACUGUAAAUCAUACUUGCCAAC
Messenger RNA from Nerophis lumbriciformis (worm pipefish), 2973 nucleotides. Its product is annotated as sphingosine kinase 1-like. Gene Ontology annotation, cellular component: membrane; cytoplasm; intracellular membrane-bounded organelle. Gene Ontology annotation, biological process: phosphorylation; negative regulation of apoptotic process; cellular response to growth factor stimulus. The record is from RefSeq and is a predicted model, not a curated record. NCBI's taxonomy places the organism in Eukaryota, Metazoa, Chordata, Actinopteri, Syngnathiformes, Syngnathidae.